AUGCCUUCAAAGCAAAGAAAAAUUGCUAUGAUGGGUUAUCGAUCUGUUGGUAAAUCGUCUUUAAUUAUUCAAUUUGUCGAGGGACAGUUCGUUGAUUCAUACGAUCCUACGAUUGAGAACACCUUCACAAAGUUUAUACGGUUAAAUUCGACAGAGUAUGAAGUAAAAUUAGUAGAUACAGCUGGCCAAGAUGAAUAUAGUAUUUUCCCUUUGCAGUAUAGUAUGGACUUUCAUGGUUAUGUUCUAGUCUACUCUAUUACCUCCAGCAAGAGUUUUCAAAUUGUUCAAAUAAUUUACGACAAACUACUGGAUAUGGUGGGAAAAAUCCAUGUACCAAUUGUUCUAGUUGGAAAUAAAACCGAUCUUCAUUUGGAAAGAAAAAUAAGCACAGAAGAAGGUAAAAGGCUUGCAGAAAAAUGGAAGGCUGCUUUUGUUGAAACCAGUGCGAAGAGAAAUGAGUCCGUGACAGAUAUGUUCCAUGCAAUCCUGUCAGAAAUUGAGAGGUCUGAUGGACAUUUACAAGAAAAGAAUGGAUGUGUGGUGUCA
Iphiclides podalirius (scarce swallowtail) is the source of this 546-nucleotide messenger RNA. The record is from the annotation of a GenBank genome assembly. Lineage: Eukaryota; Metazoa; Arthropoda; Insecta; Lepidoptera; Papilionidae.